Cyclopterus lumpus (lumpfish) is the source of this 2966-nucleotide messenger RNA. It is a transcript of the gene samd13, whose product is annotated as sterile alpha motif domain containing 13. The record is from RefSeq and is a predicted model, not a curated record. Lineage: Eukaryota; Metazoa; Chordata; Actinopteri; Perciformes; Cyclopteridae. Gene Ontology annotation, molecular function: protein binding. Bases 1916 to 2209 code for a protein of 97 amino acids. The transcript is spliced from 4 exons.
AUAUAUCGGGUUAUUUAUUUGAACCACUUUUUAAUUUGCCCUUAUUAGAAAUAAAACAUUUAUAGAAAUGAAAAAAUGCUCACCAGUUGAUACACAUUGAUGCCUCUCAUGCUAAUUUACAAAUGUAGCCUUUUAGGUUAACUUUUUUUCUUAUUUUUCUGAACCUUUUUGUUGUAUUUUAUUACUUUGGAAAUAAACUUUUUUGUCAAGGGGAUCCAACAUGAUUUUCCCAGUUUGAAGGGUGAACAGAAUGUAAUUGCAGAAUCUAUGACAUUUUAAUUUGGACAAACUUUGAAAACUACACCUGGGAAUUCAGCAUGUUUCAAUCCAAACUGCCUGUGUGUAAAUCUUCCCACAAAAAUGUGUAGGAAAUCCACAGCUCUUAUGUGUUAUGUAUCCCUCAUGUGUGUGAUAAUGUUUGUCAUACUUGAUGUAAAUGAUGGCACUUUUCCUUGUGCCACUUCACACUCCAGGAAAUCCGUUUAUGAGUUCUCCGUAGCUAGUCACACAUGCCAGUAUGGGAUCAAUAAUCUGAAAUGUCUGUAUUUAGUUUGUGGGAUAUCUUUCACAUAAUUUAGAAGGCUGACAUGUUUUUUCCCACCCAUAUUUACUUGUGUUUGCAAGGGGAAUAUACUUUGCUGUAGCAGAUUUUAUGUAAUAAAGGAUAUGUCACUAUAAUAAAUUCUUUUUAUUAUAACUAAAAUUGUCGGUAUUCAAUGUGAUGAAAAAUAUCGUAUGUGUAGUAAUUGCAGUGAUGUACUUCAGCAGGUGCUGACCGGAUCACGCCGAACUACGGAUGCUGGCGUUGAAACUGUAAAAACUUCACUUCCCAUGAUUCUCUGCUGUCAUGUGGGCGAAGGAAGCUAAACCGAUGAAGAGGGCUAGUUGCCUUUACUUGAUUAAAUCUUGAUUCUAUCAAAUGAAUACCGACGUUUAAUCAUUUGUAAAACAUCUCAGUGUUUAGGAAACUUUUUUGUUAUCCAACGUUCUUGUAUAGCUUGGACGCCCUGUUGUUGUUGUCAGGCAGGAAUCACCUAAAAUAAGCGAAGACACCCAGCGAAUGCCAGACUGAGAAAGAAAGGGAAACAAUGACGGUGUUCGAGCUGCCGACCCACUGAGCUCUCGGAGAGAAGACAUCUGAUGAAAAAUUACUGCAACGUUACAGAUUGUACGCGACUCAUUUCGCCUUCCUGUGGCUAGAUUAGUACUUUAAUUUAAAGCUGCAUUGGCUCAAUGAGAGUAGAAGCUGCCCUGGCCACCAGCAGUCUAUCCAGAGCAUCUGUUGGAGAGAAGCCUCAGCUUGUUCAGCUUUUAGUCCGAGUUAAAUUGCUUUGACCAUUUGUCCGAUGCAGCAUUAAAUUAAACGCCUCAGAUCCUUUGGUGGCUUCAUCGAGAACUGUUUAAACUCAUAAUAUCUCAAAAUCCAAAUUAGUGUAUGGCUUUUUUUAUGAUACGAAACAUGCAAGUCUGAAAUACAACGGUUGUGUGAAAUUUAAUUAAAUUAAAGUUGUAUACAUUUUUACUCGCGAGCUACUUCGACAGUUGUUUUCACUUAAUGCGAAAACAACUGUGGAAAAUAAGUUAUUUUUGGGGAAAAUUAUGACUGUUUUUCCCCCCGUUUUGUAGGGGCAACUAACAACAUUUUUUUAUUGUAACACAUCAUUUAUUCUCACACCUGUCAUAGUGGCAAUUGUAACAAGCAAUAGCAGUUUACAGCUGACUUUUAGUUGAGAUGAUUUUGUGAAGACAUGUUGUAUUUGAGGAAAUGCUUUCCACACUGUUUAAGGUGAUUUUUGUGGAGAAUAUUGAACAUUGAUUUGAAGUUGCUGCAUGGUGUAAUGCCUGUUUGGAUGAAGAGUAUUAUUGUAUUAAUUUAUUCCCCCCCCCCCCCUUUUUUAUUUUCUUACAAGCUGGCAUGGAAGACAAGGCAAAUGGCUCUGUUGACACCAAAAGCCCAGUGGAGAACGGCCAGCUGCCGGACCCUGCCAACUGGGGGGUCGCUGACGUCGUCAAUUACUUCAAAGCAACAGGGUUCGAGGAGCAAGCCACUGCUUUUCAGGAUCAGGAAAUCGAUGGCAAGUCCCUGCUGCUAAUGACGCGUAACGACGUCCUGACGGGACUGUCGAUAAAACUCGGCCCUGCACUGAAAAUCUAUGAGUAUCACGUGAAGCCGCUGCAAACUCAACACCUCAAGAGCAACGCCUCGUAGCACCGCAGGCCAGCCCAACACCCACCUCAGUGACAAUCAUCGCGUCAGAAGACCCCAGGUUAGCUGCCACUUCACAAAGACUCCUCUGGCCACAGUGGCACCUUAACAGAUUUUGAAUGCUGUAUGAUUUUAUAUGCGUAGACUCCAAAACUGGGUUUCACAUGGAGCACAGUCAGCUGUUUACCCUUUCAUCCCUUCUUAUUUCUCCUGCUUGAGAUACUGUAAGUAUUUUAUUUUUGAGUGUGUUAUUAUUUGAAAGAAGCUGUGCAGGUAUGAUUUUUGUGUGUAAGUAAAUGUGUUUGCGCGUGUGUGCAAAGUGAAUUUAACCCAUGCUGGUUUAAAAAAAAAAAAGUAUUUGUAUAUAAGAUGAUAUAUAGUUGAAAAAUGUUGUUGUACCUGAACACUUUGAUACAUGCAGAAAAUGAUUCUGGUACAUCACGUUUUGCCCUGAAAUCAUUUUUUAUGCUCUAAACUGUGCAGAUAAGUCCAUGAAACGUCAUUAGCAUGUAACAAUGAAGCAUUUUGUCAAAGAAACAAGGAGCCAAACAAAAACCUAUUUGCUCCUGCAAACCUAUAUUAUCUAGGCAUGAGGCCUAGUGUGUAUAUAUUAUUUUGUUCCUACCUGUGGUGCUUUCCGAAUUGUUGCCAAGACAACUGUAUUGAAGUGUGUAUGACCAAUGUAUAUGUGCAACAUAACACUGGAGUUUGAAUAUCUAAAUCAAAGAUUUGCAAUAAAUGGUGCUCUUUUCUCACAAAA